This is a messenger RNA of Lymnaea stagnalis (great pond snail), 153 nucleotides long. The record is from the annotation of a GenBank genome assembly. Lineage: Eukaryota; Metazoa; Mollusca; Gastropoda; Lymnaeidae.
AUGUGGCAGGUCCGAGACAAGACUACAUUUUCAUUGGAGAGAUUAAUGAUGGUAGAGAUGAAGAGCAGCUCCCUCAUGCUGAAGAAUCAACAGCAACAAAAGCAGUAUGAGAAAUGUCAUGAUGGGAUAGCCAAUCAGGUGGUCCCCGUCUUG